CAAAACUACAAACACUAAACACUGACUGACGAGUGAGACAACAGACAAACACAACAAACCCUGAAUUGGCCUCAAUUUGACUCAUUUUGGGACCCAUUUGUCAAUAGUUUGCCAUUUGAUACACAUUUCGGUGAUCUCUUUGAAUGCGAUCGACGAGUGAAUCGGUGGACACUUAGUGUGAAUGAGUGACCAAAUGGUGUGAAUAGCGAGCACUGAGUCACUGAACCACUGAAUCACUGCAACUCUAAAUCAUAAGUGAAUUGUCUUUUGGUCUCAAUUGGAUUCAUUGAUUUGAUUGCAUCGACUAAACCAUCGGCGGUUAGUCUGGCAUCGCGUGAUUUCGUGGUGAUCACAGCAAUCAUUUGUUGGAUUUGUUGUUGAAAUGAGUUUAAAACAACCGAAAAAAGACACCAAAAUGAGAAUCAGAGCCUUUCCCACGUCUAUGGAUGAGAAGUAUGUGCUCAGCAUUUGGACACUACUUAAGAACGCCAUUCAGGAGAUCCAGAAGAAGAACAACAGUGGUCUCAGCUUUGAAGAGCUCUAUCGCAACGCAUAUACAAUGGUUUUGCAUAAACACGGAGAGAGACUAUACAACGGACUCCGGGAUGUCGUCAAAGAGCAUCUCGUCAAUAAGGUUCGGGUGGAUGUGUUGAACGCACUGAACAACAACUUCCUGCAAACCCUGAACGAGGCCUGGAAUGACCACCAGACCAGUAUGACUAUGAUCCGGGACAUUCUCAUGUAUAUGGAUCGCGUGUAUGUCCAGCAGAAUAGUGUAGACAAUGUAUACAAUUUGGGUUUGAAUUUAUUCCGCGAUCAUGUCGUCCGAUACGGCAAUAUUCGGGAUCACUUGAGGGAAACACUCCUCGAAAUGGUUAUGAGAGAGAGAAAGGGAGAAGUGAUCGAUCGGUUGGCCGUUCGUAACGCCUGUCAGAUGUUAAUGCAAUUGGGAAUCGACUCGCGAUCCGUCUAUGAGGAGGACUUCGAGCGACCAUUCCUUCAACAAUCGGCUGAAUUCUAUCGCUUCGAAAGCCAGAAGUUUUUGGAGGAAAACAGUGCUUCGGUUUACAUCAAGAAAGUCGAGCAGCGGAUCAAUGAGGAGGCAGAGCGAGCCCAGCAUUAUUUGGACACUUCCACUGAACUCGAGAUCGUCCGCGUCGUCGAAGAAGAACUCAUUAGCAAACAUAUGAAGACAAUCGUCGAUAUGGAGAACUCAGGAGUGGUUCAUAUGCUUAAGAACACCAGAAUAGACGAUUUGUGUUGUAUGUAUAAACUGUUCUGUCGAGUCCCUAAUGGUCUUCAGGAGAUCAUCAAAUGCAUCAGUAAUAACCUCCGAGAACAGGGCAAAGCACUGGUCACUGAAGACGAGGCCACUAAAGGAGAUGCCGUGGCUUUUGUUCAGUCAUUACUUGAUCUGAAGGAUAGAUUUGAUAAAUUUCUUUCGGAAUCAUUUAAUGGUGACAAAGAGUUCUUGAAAAUGAUAGCAAAAGACUUCGAGUACUUUUUGAAUCUCAACCCUAAGUCACCCGAAUAUCUGUCGCUUUUCAUUGACGACAAACUGAAGAAAGGUGUGAAAGGGAUGACUGAACAGGAGAUCGAACAGGUGUUGGACAAGACUAUGGUUUUGUUCCGAUAUCUUCAGGAGAAAGACGUGUUCGAGCGCUACUAUAAACAGCAUUUAGCGAAACGCCUUUUGCUCAACAAAAGUGUUUCCGACGACUCCGAGAAGAAUAUGAUAUCCAAGUUGAAGACAGAGUGCGGCUGUCAGUUCACAUCCAAACUCGAGGGUAUGUUCAAAGACAUCUCCGUCUCCAACACAAUGAUGGAAGAGUUCAAAUCACACGUCAACUCAUCCCAAAUCAACUUAUGGGGUGUAGACCUGAACGUGCGGGUGUUGACCACUGGCUUCUGGCCCACGCAGUCGACUCCAUCCAAGUGUAACAUUCCGACGGCACCGCGAAAUGCUUUCGAGGCUUUCCGACGUUUCUAUUUGGGGAAACAUAGCGGACGACAACUCACACUUCAGUCACAACUCGGUUGGGCUGAUCUCAACGCCGUCUUCUAUGGCGCCAAAAGGGAAGACCCCUCGACCGAUGCAACCAAUGCGAGCGCCAACGCCUGCACUUCCAGUUCCAUCAAUAGUUUUGACAACACUGUUAGCACCUCUUCAUCACUACAAACCACUCAAUUAACUACAAAUACUAGCAAUUCAGUGAAAAUUAUUCCUCGAAAACAUAUAAUCCAAGUGUCAACACAUCAGAUGUCUAUUUUGAUGUUAUUUAACACCAGAGAUAAGAUUACUUAUGAAGACAUCGCCAACGAGACGGAUAUCGCCGAAAAGGAUUUGGUUCGAGCGCUCCAGUCGUUAGCUAUGGGUAAAGCCACUCAACGGGUCCUCAUUAAGAACCCAAAGACUAAAGAGAUGGAAGCGAAUCAUAUAUUUACGGUUAAUGACUCGUUCACAUCGAAACUGCACCGGGUCAAAAUACAAGCAGUGACAGCAAAGGGUGAGUCGGAACCGGAGCGCAAAGAGACGCGAUCUAAAGUGGAUGAGGACCGCAAACAUGAGAUCGAAGCGGCUAUUGUUAGGAUAAUGAAAGCCAGGAAACGAAUGUCACACUCGAGUCUUGUGGCUGAGGUGACGGAACAGCUCAAGACUCGAUUCCUUCCGAGUCCUGUCGUCAUAAAGAAGAGAAUCGAAGGAUUGAUUGAAAGGGAAUACUUGGCCCGAACUCCAGAGGACAGGAAAUUGUAUACAUAUGUAGCUUAACAUUAAUAUUGGGUUAAAAUACUUUAAUAAAAAUAAUUACGCGCUUAAGAGCCGAUUAUUUAUUAUGUUUUAAACACCUGAAUAGUAUAUAAAAAUUUAUUUUUACCCAAAUUGUCAUCAGUUAUCCGAUUAAAAAAUUUCUAUAAAAUUCUUUUGGAUGGC
Molecule: messenger RNA, 2932 nt
Organism: Oppiella nova
Lineage: Eukaryota; Metazoa; Arthropoda; Arachnida; Sarcoptiformes; Oppiidae
Source: the annotation of a GenBank genome assembly